Anopheles merus is the source of this 2289-nucleotide messenger RNA. It is a transcript of the gene Gk1, whose product is annotated as glycerol kinase. Gene Ontology annotation, biological process: triglyceride metabolic process; glycerol-3-phosphate biosynthetic process; glycerol metabolic process. Gene Ontology annotation, cellular component: mitochondrion. The record is from RefSeq and is a predicted model, not a curated record. The coding region runs from base 531 to 2090 and encodes 519 amino acids. Gene Ontology annotation, molecular function: glycerol kinase activity. NCBI's taxonomy places the organism in Eukaryota, Metazoa, Arthropoda, Insecta, Diptera, Culicidae. The transcript has 3 exons.
AGAGAGAGAGAGAGAGAGAGAGAGAGCGCGCGCGAUGCAGAGAGUGCUCUUGGGGACCGUCCACGAAAGAAGAAAAUUUUGCUUACGAUCGUCGCCACUAAUUAUGGCAUCGUUUUGAUGUGCAGCGCGCAAGCGACGAACAAUGUUUGCGCUGGAAUUGCUGUGAAGUUUGACCGCCGACAAAGUGUGCGCUGGUGCGCUCGGGGCAAGCUCGCGCGUUGUUUACUUACUGAUCCGCUCGCUCGGACCGCAGACAGACCCUUGCCGGAGGACGCAACUCGAUAAGAUAAGAGGUGGUCGAUCGGUCUCGUCGAACGAACGGAGUCGCAGGCGGUCCAAGUCCCCAUUGAACAAGCGCAGCGAAAGAUUAGAUACGCACACCUGCUGUACUCGGAUUAGGAGGGCGGUUAGGGCGCUAUUCGGGAGUCCCACUAGCCAGUCACAGCAAGUGCCAGCCAGAGGACGGUUCUGGUGAACCAGCAGAAAGUGCCAGUGAACUUUGCACCCCCAACCAUCAGCCGAAAGGAAGCAUGAGCACCACCGGCGGGAUGAAGAAAUUUGGCGACCUCGUUGGCUCGAUCGAUGAGGGCACCAGCUCGGCCCGGUUUCUGCUGUUCCGGGCGGAGACGGCCGAGGUGGUGUGCUUCCACCAGAAGGAGCUGCGCCUGAUCUGCCCCCAGGAGGGUUGGGUCGAGCAGGAUCCGCACGAAAUCCUGAGUGUCGUGUACGAGUGCAUCGAGCGCACGCUGGAAAAGCUGGUCGAGCUGGGCGGCAAUCCGCAGACCGACAUCGUGGCGAUCGGUGUGACGAACCAGCGCGAGACGACGAUCGUGUGGGACCGCACGACCGGCGAACCGCUGUACAAUGCGAUCGUUUGGCAGGACAUGCGCACGUCCUCGACGGUGGACCAGCUGCUCGAGACGGUACCGAACAAGACGAAGAACAAAAACUACCUCAAACCGCUGUGCGGGCUGCCGCUGUCGCCGUACUUCUCGGCCGUCAAGCUGCGCUGGCUGCUCGACAACGUGCCGAAGGUGAAGGCGGCGGUCCGCGGCGGCAGCUGCCUGUUCGGCACAGUCGACACGUGGCUGAUCUGGAACCUGACCGGCGGUCCGGACGGGGGCGCCCACGUCACGGACGUGUCGAACGCGUCCCGCACCAUGCUGAUGAACAUCGAGACACUGAAGUACGAUAAGGCGCUGAUGAAAUUCUUCGACGUGCCGCUGGAAAUACUGCCCACCAUCCGGUCCAGCUCGGAGGUGUACGGGCUGAUCAAGUUUCGGCCGCUGCAGCACAUCCCGCUGGCCGGCUGCCUGGGUGACCAGCAGUCGGCACUGGUCGGGCAGGAGUGUUUGACGCGCGGACGGGCCAAAGCAACGUACGGGACGGGAUGCUUUUUGCUGUACAACACCGGGACGGCGGUGAUCGACUCGUACCACGGGCUGAUCUCGACCGUCGCCUACCAGAUGGGACCGGACGCACUGCCCGUGUACGCGCUGGAGGGUUCGGUCGCGGUGGCCGGUGCCGCCCUCGGCUGGUUGCGCGACAAUCUGAACCUGAUCGGGGGCGCCUCCGAGUCGGAAUCGGCCGCACUGGAGGUGGAGAACAAUGGGGACGUGUACUUUGUGCCGGCGUUCAGUGGGCUGUACGCACCGUACUGGGAUCCGGAGGCGCGCGGUGUCAUCUGCGGCAUCACGGAGGACACGCAGCGGGGGCACAUCGUGCGGGCGGCACUGGAGGCGGUCUGCUUUCAGGUGCGCGACAUACUGGACGCGAUGAACAAUGACAGCGGCACGCCGCUGCAGAAGCUCAAGGUGGACGGUGGCAUGACGGCGAACGCGACCAUGAUGCAGUGGCAGGCGGACCUGAUCGGGCUGGACGUGUUGAAGCCCAAGUUUGUCGAAACGACGGCACUGGGUGCUGCCAUGGUAGCGGGACGUGCGGUUGGCAAGUGGGACAUCGAGAACGUGAGCGUGGAAAGCGACAGUACCGUGUUUAAGCCACAAAUCAGCGAAAACGAGCGGGACGUCCGGUACAAGCGGUGGAAGAUGGCCAUCGAACGGGCGGUCGGUUGGGACAAGUGUCUGUGAAUUGGAGUAGCCACGCGUUUGCCGAGCGCAGCGGAGUGGAGAAUGGAAUUUUUAUUAUUAUUUCUUUACACUGGACGAUAACUGGCAGAUAAGGUUGAAACAGUAAGGGGGGAAGGUUGUAGUUAUUGUGGUAGCGACACCUAAUUUUAAUUAAGUAAAAUCAAAGCGCAUUACGAAAAUAAACGCAUAAAAUUGGAAA